Molecule: messenger RNA, 10006 nt
Organism: Pecten maximus
Lineage: Eukaryota; Metazoa; Mollusca; Bivalvia; Pectinida; Pectinidae
Biological process (GO): detection of mechanical stimulus
Cellular component (GO): membrane
Molecular function (GO): calcium channel activity; protein binding; calcium ion binding
Source: RefSeq, a predicted model, not a curated record
GUGGGUAACUCGGCGGCAUAGGGACCGUUCAACCUUACCUUCUUGGUACGGUCAAAACGGCAACAUUUAUGAAAACCAUAGUCUUCUUCGCCAUUCUUACGGGAAUUGUUUGUGGUAUAUCCGAAGAUGAUGUCAAGCUUCAAUAUUACGAGAACGGAACCUUGACGAUAUCGGAGACGGACCCCCAGCUGGGCUCGUAUGCCCACCUGGGGGUGCACCCUCACUGGUGCCUGGGCAACAUCCAUGAGUGUACACAGGGGAUCACCGUGGACUUUUGGAUAAAUGCUGCCCCCGUCACCGAGGAUUCCCCGGAAAUCGUCCUGUUUACUUCCGGUGGAAACUUUUAUUUCUCUGACGGGUUGUAUCUAAUUCAGCGUUUCGGAGACCAGUAUGAAUUCGGGGUCUCCAAAAAAGAACUUGUCUGGAAAAUUAACUUCCGGCUAUUCGCGGACACAUGGGUCAAAGUGCAUGCGGAAUGGGAUGUAACGAACGGUCUAACACUAGUGGUUGACGGUUCCGAGUGGUUACAGAGCUCACCAAACACCAGAGAUUACUUUCCAGGAGCAUUCGAUAGUUUUGCUGAAAUUGUCGUCGGCAUCACAAGAGACGCUAUGAUACUUGAUGUAGACGAACUGUUCAAAAUACGUCACAUUAUAAUCCACGACCAUCGGAUCAACUCCACAAUCGACGACGACGAUUUCGUUCAGACUUUGGCCUACCCCGGCUGUGUACCAGCAGCAGCAGACAUUGGGAACUUCAUUCCUGUUGAUUUGUCAGAAGAGGAACACCCGGUAGAGACCUGCCGUUUUGUGUGUAAUAACGCUAUGGCACUGAUAAAGAACGGUUCGAUGUGCUCCUGCGCAAACCGCGAGAUACUAACUCAAAUUGAUACCAGGAAUGGCUCGUGUGACAGUGAAUCCGUGUGGCAGGUUUUUAGCGCUUCCGGUGUGAAUGGAGACAAUCCGUACUCCAUGACAGUGAGUGUGAGAAUGUUACAGACACGAGAUUACGUUAAACCGAUGGAGACCGUGGUUAUUGAGAUACAACCUAACCACAUAGCAGAGACCAGUUACGAAGUGGAUUGUGGGGAUGGCGUCAGUUUUACGACAGACAUGACCUCAGUAAACUACUACUGGAUGUCCGAAGGAGUACAUACCAUCACAGUCCGCUCGCACGUCGGUAUUUUAUCCUUCGAUUCUCACCUCAGUUUUGAGGUACGAGACGUUGAUGAAAACACGGCUCCGGAAAUGAUAGUACUAUUCGGCUCCCAUGACGAGACAAGCCAAUAUCACGGCUCUUUUGACUUGUUUCUAACCGACAACGCCAACACUUCAAAAUGUGACGUAGACUUCAGUGAUGAUAAUCGAUUGAGAUAUGACAUCACACACCAAUAUUUUUACCACCAAAGUUUCGAACACCUGUUUAACACUUUCGGGCAGUACAUAGUAUCUGCCCACUGUAAGAACGGAUACGGGUUCGAUUCCAGUUCUUUGAUGUUCCUUUCAAAACGGUUUGACAUACCGUUCUCAUAUAAAGUACUAGGCGAUUCGUUUGAUGUACCGCUGACUGGCGGACAAGCAUUCGUCACUGACAUCGGAGUCCUUCGUAACUAUGAUAUUCCCAUAGAUGUACGCAAGACAGAUAAGAAUAUAACGGUACCUGCAUCGCUCCUUAAACCAUUUGAAAACAUAAUUUCGUUAGAGCUAAAUGGUGAAAUAUUUCACGAGUCAAUCCUAUUUAUGGAAAAUGUUCCAACAAAUGCCUCUAUACUGCCGGACUACAGAGAAGGAGCUUGGAACCUUACGACAAACAUUUCCGUUGUCGUGCCCCCGGGUAAUAACAUGUUCGUCACUUGCACGUUCGGUCUAGGAGAAGAAGUAUCCUUCUACGUUUACGAAGCGACAGAACCGGUCACAUUUCCAUUCGAGGUCGAGUACGAGAACCUUGGUUACUAUCCCAUACACGCCAUCGUGUCCAACGACCACGGGAAAACGGAAGUUGAGGACUUGAUAUCGGUAGAAGUCCAGAUCGUGUCCAUCUCCUUGACGGUCAGUAAUAUCACUAACAAAGACAAUCCCGUUGUCCUCGGGAUUGACCUUAACGACGGCUUUGACGGUCCGGACAAGGUCACCUUCGAGAUCGACCACGACGACGGAAACACUCUACAGUAUAAGUACAGGAGUUCGUCCAGGUAUUUCACCCAGUAUAACAACAGCUACGUAUAUAAGGACUGGGGUAUAUACACAAUAUGUGUGUCCGCCUCUAACGCCAUCAGUCGAGUAAUGGACUGUAUUCUGGUCCAGGUUGGCCAGAAUAUUACCUACAUGGACCUACAGACAACAACUAUCGGCCGAGUGAAAACCAAUCAGUACGCAGAAAUCAACAUCACGGUUCUUACCGGAAGUGACAUAACAUAUCACGUAGAUUUUGGGGAUGAACAUCCGUUCACAUUCAAUGGCCGUGACAUAAUAUUAACGGAAGAAACCGAAUCGACCCAGAUAUCAAGGCGAAAGCGACAAACUGGUGAAAUGCAGAUAGACUCGAUUGACAACAGUAGUGUAAGCAUAACAACAGUAUUACCAAACGUCAACAACAGUGGUACCAAUGAUGAUGACGUGUCCAGACCGAGGUCUGUCGCUGUAAGAGGGUGCGAUUGUGUCGUCACCGUGCGACACUUUUACUCGGCUGUCGGCUACUACGAGGUAAAAUCCAACAUAUCCAACGUUUUCUCCUCUGCCAGCGCUGUUCUCUGUCCCUACAUCAUCGUGGACGACAGUGACGACACAAUGUGUGGCGACACUGUCAUAGAGAUGCCUGGUUAUCAUACGUCACUUGACAAUCCGUAUGUCCAUAUUAGGUCAACACAAAUCGAUAUCGACGUGCAGGCUCAGACACCCAACUGUGGUGGUAAUGGGUUUGAGUAUACGUGGAAGGCUGUCAAUAUUAUCAAUGGUCUAGAAGAACCAUAUACCGACUUAUGUACACUCGAACAACAAAACAAUGUUUUCAGCAUUCCGCCUGUUUCCCUUCACUUUGGACUGUACAAGCUGGUAACAACUGUGUCUCCAAUCGGAUACAAACGUAAAGCCAGUAAUAAGGUAAUCUAUAUCCAGAUCGUACCAUCAGAUCCGAUUGCGACCUUCACAGGAGACACCAUAGAGACGUUUUUCUCGAACGGUAUACUCACAUUAGAUUUCAAGGGAUCGCAUGACCCUGAUCUUACAUCAAAAAGGAGACAAGGAGUGGAAUUUGACCUAAUUUGUUUCCAGAAAGAGGCUUACGAUGCAGUUGGCGCCUCGACAAUAGAUACUUUCCUAGAGAGCAACACAACUCAACUGCUGAUCGAGGACGUCAUUUAUGAAUCGGAGACGAUGAAUCCUUUGAGAAUUUAUCAGUAUGAGAACUGUAUGACGGACCUGGAUGAUUUUAUUGACAGAAUUAUUAUUUCCAACGGCGUGGUGACGACUUCCACCUCGUACUUUGUUGCCACGGAAACCGUUUUUUCGCUAAUAGCAUCUAAGGAAGGUCGCUUCAGUACCACGAGUAAACUGAUACGUAUGGAAUAUGACAACUUUGAGGAACAGAUGAAUAUGCUGGCAAACGCGGCUAACCUGAAGGAUACUGGAAAAGCUCUUGAUAUUGUCAACAAGAUCGGAACAGGCGGCUCGAGAGGAAACGAUUCAGAAGCACAAGAACAACAAGAUCAGUUGAAGGAGUUGGCGUUAACCGUGGUAGCCGCUGUGACUAAUUACGCCACCAAUACUGACCAGGUGAACCGAGUGGUCAGCACCUGUUCCAUGUUCACGGCCGAGAAGUCGACGGACAAAGCCCGGGAAAAGGCCGCUGGCGCCAUCAACAAUACCGGGGAUCUGAUGAAAUCCAGGUUUGCUAAUCAGGACAAUACAGCGCUGGAGUCCACUCUUGGAGACCAAGUUACGACAUUAAGUAACGUUGCACCUAGCGGCGAAGCAGAAAAGAAAGAGGAGAAAAAAACGCAGCGUUGUAAACGUCGAGCUAACCCUGACGCUCCAGAGGAAGAUGUCGAAUCUGCGAAUAAAUACGAGGCUUUGGUAAAGGAAAAGAACCUUAUGACGAAUGCCAUUCUGCGAGAUCUGUACGACUUCCUGUUUCAUCACUAUGCAGAGUUCCGGACAGCAGUACGGCACAGGAUCGACAAUAUAAAACUUCCAAAAGCUGUCCUGAAGGAGGAUCCGGCAAAACUUUUCCUUCGGCUCGGGUUAGAGUGGGACCCCUUCGAUAUUCAAAAUGUCAUUCUGGAUCCCUGCGAGAUCGAAUUAGAUUUGUCUAUUGCGCGCACAAAGGAGGCGGACAAGAUGGUACAAUCCGGAAGUGCAGGAGCAGUUUCUUCAAUGUCUGGCCUUGUUCUGAAAAAUUUCGAAAAGGAGCGUUGUCGGCGACGACGUCGACGUAGGAGUGGGGCCAGUACGCUUGAAGACGAGGCCCCUCUGGCAAUGAAGGUUACCUCCCCUGGGAUAUCUCUCAACAUUGAGAUGGGAGAAAAUCCAAACGGGUUGACAAGUAAGGUGGCAAAACAGAAAAGGAAGAAAAUGCCUGUAGAUCCUUGUAGCGUACAUGAUGCAGAAUAUGAUGCUGAACUUGCCGCGACAUCUACCGGAAGUCCAGUGGGUGUGGUAACGCCGGUCAACAUUGGGACCAGUCCCGGAGCAACAACAUCUCCAGCCACAGCAAGGGUUACUGGAGGUUAUGUCAGUACCGGAGGCCCGGCCGAUGAUCAUGAUGACGUUACUGAUGAAGACAAGACAGGGAAGUUGAAAUAUACCACCCAAAUGUCUGUUGACAGUGGUGGAGACUCUGUUACUGGUGGCUCGGACGAACAUACAUCAUCUACUCAGUCGACUAGAGCAUCUAAUACUGUUUCCAGUGAAGGAAAGGGAACAGACAGCGGAACAGAUUCAGGCGGAACUGACGGACAGACCGAUACUGGGUCGAGUGGAGAAACGAAUGGAGGAACGGGAGGAACGAAUGGAGGAACGGAUGGAGGAACGGGGGGAGGAACGGAUGGAGGAACGGAUGGAGGAACGGACGGCGGUACGGACGGCGGUACGGACGAAGAACAAGACUUCACAGAUGAAGCCGGAACUGGAGUAGUGAAUGCUGUGAACAAAAACAACCCUUACACGUACGGUUCGAACUCGGGUCGAGUGACGUCAGAAGUGUCCUCCCUUAACCUUGUGGACCCAGCACAAGGGGAGCCGAUCAAGGUGGAGGAAUCGGAAGAAGAAAUGCCUAUUUUGAUUAAUUCUAAAUGCCCGGUACCAAUAUAUAACGCUACCAUCAGACAGGAACGAGGUACAGACCGGGUUAGUCUCUACCAUUCCAUAACCAUGGCUAACAAUGGUUCCUCACUCCAUUUCCGGAUAUCAGCGCGUGAGAACUGGGAAAUGACUAAAUUCCGGAUUUGCCUUGUGUAUAACGCCUCGACCGUUGACCCUCCGUGUAUCCACGAAGCAAUUAUGCCCCUUGGAGACGAUGUAUUCCCAGAAAUACGAGGAAAAAUUAUACAGAAUGGAUUGAUCUUCGGAAUACAUACUUUCCCUCCUCAAAACUACACACCGACGAAUGGCGAUUUUACCGUGGCUGUCAGUCUUGAAAAGGGACACGUGGACUUCAGGGAGACCGUCACGGAAGUUGUGUACGAUUAUCAACUGUGGACAUCCGGCUGUCUGUUCUGGGACGAAACAACGGAAUCCUUCAUCGGCAACGGCACAAGGGUGAGUAACCUGACCACUCCGGAAGUGACCGUUUGCAUGACCAAUCAUCUGACGUCCUUUGGAGGUGACUUUGCUGUUCCGCCAAACACCAUCGACUUUACUAAUGUCUGGGCCAAGUUCAAGAACCUGAACGAGAACGCGGCUGUAUUUUCCACCGUCAUCUCUUUGAUCGGUCUAUACAUCAUCAUUCUAAUCUGGGCCAGGUAUAUGGACAAGAAAGAUGUACAGAAGUGGGGAGCCUCUCCGUUGGACGACAACCUGCCCACUGAUAACUACCAUUACCAGGUUACGGUACAGACAGGGGUACGUAAACUUGCAUCCACUAAGUCAGGAGUCAGCUUUAUUUUAUCUGGUGAGGAGUGUGACACUGGCGUCAGGCGUUUGUACGACGGCCAUCGAAAGGUAUUCGAGCGUGGUAGCAUAAUGAACUACAUCCUGAGUGUUGAAUCCUGCCUUGGAUCUCUGAACUUCAUGAGAAUAUGGCAUGACAACACUGGGAAAGGGAAGAUGAGGUCCUGGUAUCUGGACCAAGUGCAGAUUACUGACCUCCAGACCGGGGACAGGUACUUUUUCCUAUGUGAUCGCUGGCUAGCUGUGGAAGAAGACGAUGGAAUGGUUGACAGGAUUCUGCCUGUAGCCGGCCUAGAUGACCUUGCAGCAUUCAAACAACUCUUUUCGUCAUCAGUGAAGAAGAAGCUGACUAAUGAUCAUAUAUGGUUUUCUGUAUUCUCCCGUCCGACUCGAAGUAACUUCACACGCGUACAGCGAAUCUCGUGCUGUGUUUCUCUUCUCUUCAUGACUAUGAUAACAAACGCAAUGUGGUUCAAGUCAGAGGAUAAGAACGCGAACACAUCCGCAAUGAAAAUAGGACCAGUUUCCUUCACACUUCAACAGGUCUUCGUUAGUUUUGCUAGCACCUUGAUCGUGUUCCCUGUGAAUUUCAUUCUGAUGACGUUUUUCCGGAAAUGCAGACCGAGGAAAAACGGCGUAAUGCAUAAAAACCAGCAGGUUCCAAAACGAGGCAAAUGGAAGAGUGUAUCCGGUUCACAAUCGCAGACAUGGAACAGUGUCCCUAUGAAAAGCAGAUGGCAAAGAUUCAAAGAAUCGAUCGCAAACUUCAUCAACUUCCAACGUCAUAAAUCUAAGUAUCAAUCUGAACCCGAUCCUGAUGAAUGUGUCCGAGAAAUGAAAAUUGCCGGAAUACCUGAUUCAGGUCAAAAAAAGAAGAGGAAGAAGAAGCCCGGCACUUUACCCCAUUGGUGCAUAUACAUCGCAUGGGUUUUGUGUUUCUUUAGCAUCACGUCAUCCGGCUUCUUCACGAUUCUGUAUAGUAUGGAAUGGGGACCAGAGAAGGCUAACGAAUGGCUGACAACCUUCCUCAUGUCUUUCUUCCAAUCUGUUAUAGUCGUACAGCCCAUCAAGGUGUUCUGCCUGGUCACCUUCAUUGCCUGUAUCAUCAAGAAACCUGAUCUUUCUGACGAGGAUCCUGGCGAGGACCUUAACAAUGUCAUAGCUGCUCAUGACGAGGAGUUUAUGGCAAAGAGUAACACCGCUAUUGAUGAAAUUGCACAGAGGAGAAAGAUUCAAAACAGUGAAUUCAAACCGCCGGAUAUGAAAACUCUAGAGGAACAAAGACAGCUUCGAAUGAUGGAACUUAAAAUGGAAGAAGUUAUCAGGGAGAUCGGCAUAUAUGCCCUUUUUGUGCUGAUUCUUUUCUUCCUGUCAUACCAGACGCGAGAUUCUGAUUCCUUCCUGUUGGCUGAAAACCUCAAAACUACUCUUGGUAGUGGAUUCGAGAAGAUUUCUACAGUAUCUGAUUAUUGGUCCUGGCUUGAGAAUAAACUUAUCCCAAACCUGUAUGCCACACACUAUCCUGAUGGCACAGAAAUAAAACCCUGGUGGGACAAAAGAUGUAUAAAAGACAUGCAAUCCCGUCGUGUUGGUCUCCCCCGUCUACGGCAGCUUCGUGUCAAGGAAGAUACUUGUGUCGUAAAUCCCCGAUUAUCUAAAAUGAUAAAACACUGUCGAGAUGAAUACGGCUGGACGGAUGAUGAUGCAAAACAUUACCUUCCCGGUUGGCAGAAACCCCCAAUGGAAAACAUCACCGCAUUAAAGGAGGAAAAGUCGCCCUGGAUAUAUCAGAAUUCUGUUCAAUUGAAAAGUGCUCCCUAUAUUGGAACCAUCUCGACUUAUAAGGGAGGUGGUUAUGUUGCUCUGUUCGAGAGAAACGUCACCUGGACAAAAAUGAUCAUUGACGAGCUGAAGAGAGACGUGUGGUUAGAUGUAUAUACCCGAGGUGUGUUUCUGGAAUUUGCUGUUUAUAAUCCUAAUAUCAACUUGUUCAGUUCUGCAAUUCUCCUGACAGAGUUCGUCUCAUCCGGUGGAGCUGUAGCAAGGAUCGAAUUCAAGGUGUUCCGGUUGCUGAACUAUGUUGGGGGUUUUGGAGUUCUGGUUAUGAUAUUCCAAGUGAUCUACGCUAUCUUCAGUCUAUAUUUCUUCAUACGUUGCAUCAAAAAAGUACGAAAGGAAAAGAUGAAGUACUUUGGCCGUUUCUGGAAUAUCUUGGAAUUCAUUCUUCUAUGUUUCUGUAUUGCUGUGAUCGCGAUGUAUGCUUUCAAACAAAUCCUGUCUGAGUUGACUAUGCGAGCACUGAAGGAUCCCGACAAGGCUGAUUACGUAAACUUCCAGUCAAUGGCUAUGUAUGACGAACUGUUUGGAUGGAUGAUGGCGUGCGUUGUGUUCCUUGCUACAGUCCAGUUCCUGAAACUGCUCCAGUUCAACAAGAAAAUGAACAUGCUUGGAGAUACUAUCAAACUAGCAACGAAAGAUUUGAAGGUUUUCUCGAUAGCCUUUGCUUUAUAUUUCUUCGCGUUUACAGCUUGCGGUCAUCUUCUAUUUGGAACUUCCAUUCUGGCUUAUUCAAGUUUGUUGGGUUCCGCUGAAUCUAUGUUCGCCUUUACACUUGGAAGUUUUGACUUUGCCGCCAUGGCUGACGUUAACAAGGUUCUCGGCCCUCUCUUCUUCUUUACUUUCGUCGGUGUUGUCUACGUGGGUCUGAUGAGCAUGUUCUUCACCAUCAUUGGCGAUGCAUUCACAGAGGUCAAGGCUAAUGUCGAACAAGGCACAAACGACUACGAGAUAGUCGCCUUCAUUUGGAAGAAAAUGAAGGGCGUGUUAGGAUUGACUUAAAGUGUGUUGUUUUGACAAUUCACCCCUUUACUUUUAAUAUAACUACAUAAGAUACACCUCAAGCUGUUACUUGUUAUAUUGAUAUAUCAACACUUAGAAUCGAGGAAAAUUUACAAAACCAUUCACUUAUGGUAUGUUUCAUUGUUACAGACGACUCGGCUGAGUGAUAAGCUGGGGAAUAAGGAAGUUAAAUAAAAGUAUAUAAAAACCGUUGUUCUUUCGUCUAAUACUAUUUGUUAAAUAAAACAGUUAAACACAUGUGUUUGUUCAAACAAAUCCAUAAACGAAUGUUUUACAAAACAUUAGUCAUUUCAAUUAAAAAAGAAAAAUGAAAAUAUUGCUUAAAAUAUUAUCUUGCUUGGUGCAAUAGUCACGGUCAGCAAAGUAGUUAGCUAUUAGUUCAGAGAUAAUAGAAGUAUGCACUGGUAAUUAUAGAAUAAUGUUGACAGUUCCAUGUAGUGUAUACUGCACGCAAGUUUUUAGACUGAAGUACAUUUCUUAUAUUCACCCCAGGCUCACGAUAACGUAAUGAAUGAAGGUUUUUUUUUUUUUUUUUUUUAUCAAAUAUGACAAUGUAAUUAAAAUUGAAAUGUUCCUGUCAUUACUACCAUUUUCUACCUUUUAUUCCGCAGACCAUUUCAUUUAAAUCAGUUUUCGGAAAUCAUUUUGAAAAUUUCUUCAUCAUAAUAUAUAAAUAACUUAUAUCCCUUAAUUGAAAUGAUAACGAUUGUUUGUACUAAUGCAAUCACCAGUAUAGUACGUUAUUGAUCUGGUUUCCCAGCACUUAAAUGUUGUGUCAAAUAUAAACAUUCCUAGAGCUUGCAGGUUUUGGUCUAGUUCAUUGUCUGAAAUCAUUGGAUCACAAAUAAAAAGAUUUUUUAAACUUGCAAGGUAAACUUUUCACAUGUUGAAGUGAGAUUAAAAAUUGAUAGAGUUAUUCUUAAUGUUUACUGAAAUAUUCGCUGUAUCAUUGGCGCAAAUGCAACUAAAAUUUACCCAAUAAAAUUAAUUUAACUGAAAAAAACUGUAAGUGUUUCGUGUUAGAAAUAAAGAAUUUGAACUUA